UGCACGAUGUGCUUCAGCAGAGUAGAUGAGAAGAGUAGCAGAGGACUACGGAACAGACAGCAAAAAAAGGGUAAGAAGACCAGGAGAGAUGAACACGGAGAAAGUACAGCUCUCUCACUCGUUCCGUGGAGUUACGCAGCGAGGUUUACGGAAGGUGGAUGAUUACUCCUUCGGGACACGUCAGAAGAGGAAACUCUUUCCUCACUACUACCCCCCAACUUGGAUGGGGAACAAGUUUCUCCCUGUCAGGGGAUUGCCCCACACAGGCCCGGGGUGUUACACGGCAGCAGAUUGGAAUGGUUUAGCAUACAGCCUGUCUCAAAUCCCGACCAGUACAAAAGGUUAUGCUAUUGGAGCCAGGACAGCUGUGAGGUUUAAGCCAGUCAGCAAGGAUGUGACACCAUAUCCAGGAAUGUACCAGAAAGUUUGUACUUGGAAUGAAAAAUCCAAACAAAGCUUUGCGCCAUUUAAUGCCUUGAUGCCUCGAUUUAGGAGUGAAGUUCAGGGCAAUUCUUAUCCUGGCCCUGGUACAUACAAUCCAGAGAAGAAGUCACCCCCAAAAGUUGUUUGGCCAAUGAAAUUUGGAUCUCCAGAUUGGUGUCAGAUUCCAUGUCUAGAGAAAAGAACUCUAAAAGCUGAGCUCUCCACAGACAAGGACUUUAGAAAGCAUCGGAACCGUGUGGCCUAUUUUAGCCUGUAUUACAAAUGAGAAGUGGGCACUGUCUUCACGUGAUUUCCUGACCACAGAAUCUCCACACCUGAGGACAGAACUGGUCUUAUACUUCUGUGUUCCUGGGCCCUCUUGUCGGCCAAUUCGGCAUCCAGGGAGGGGCAAGGGUCUCAGUCACCCUAU
Messenger RNA from Onychomys torridus (southern grasshopper mouse), 853 nucleotides. RefSeq names its product primary cilia formation (gene Cimap3). Gene Ontology annotation, molecular function: cytoskeletal protein binding. Gene Ontology annotation, cellular component: ciliary basal body. Gene Ontology annotation, biological process: regulation of cell projection organization. The record is from RefSeq and is a predicted model, not a curated record. The transcript is spliced from 6 exons. NCBI's taxonomy places the organism in Eukaryota, Metazoa, Chordata, Mammalia, Rodentia, Cricetidae. Bases 26 to 709 code for a protein of 227 amino acids.